This is a messenger RNA of Kazachstania africana CBS 2517, 999 nucleotides long. RefSeq names its product NADHX dehydratase (gene NNR2). Lineage: Eukaryota; Fungi; Ascomycota; Saccharomycetes; Saccharomycetales; Saccharomycetaceae. The coding region runs from base 1 to 999 and encodes 332 amino acids. Gene Ontology annotation, molecular function: ATP-dependent NAD(P)H-hydrate dehydratase activity. Gene Ontology annotation, biological process: metabolite repair. The record is from RefSeq and is a predicted model, not a curated record. The transcript has a single exon.
AUGCUCUCAAAAUUAUCACACAAAGAGCUGAUCAAAUUGGCUGGAAAAAGUUGUGUACCUCCAUUGUCACCCAAGUUUCAUAAGGGUCAAUCUGGUGGAAGAGUGUGUAUCGUAGGUGGAUGCGAAGAUUACACCGGUGCUCCUUUCUUUAGCGCCCAUGCUACAGCACUGAUGGGAUGUGAUUUGACACAUGUCAUAUGUGAGAAGAACGCAGCAACGGUGAUUAAAUCAUAUUCGCCAAAUCUAAUGGUGCACCCUUAUCUUAGGGACAAUGGUUCGAAAAGUGAAAUGGACAAGAUUAAGUCUUUAUUACAAAGAAUUCAUGUUACCGUUAUUGGUCCAGGUCUUGGAAGAGAUGACAGUAUGCUGAAUGCUGUCAAGGAAAUUAUUCGAUACAUCCUGGAGGAGCACGAGGGUGAUAUACCUAUUGUAAUUGAUGCGGAUGGUUUGUAUUUGGUUUGUCAAGACAAAGAAGUUCGUGACAUGUUGAAGAAAUUCCCUGUGGGGAGAAUAAUCUUGACUCCCAAUGUUGUAGAAUUUAAAAGAAUAUGUGAUGCACUAACAGGUGGCAAAGCUGAUGAGAUAGAUGGUAAUAAACGGAUGGGGGCCUUUAUUGCUAAUGAAUUAAAAUGUAUUGUAGUACAAAAGGGGACUUCAGAUCAGAUAUUUUCCCCAGCAAAUGCAAGUAGCAUGUUAGUAAAUUCACAGGAGGGAAGUAAUAAGAGAGUCGGUGGUCAAGGUGAUACAUUGACUGGUUGCAUAGCAUGUAUGCUAGCAUACAGUCGUGCUAUGUAUGAUUUCAAGUUAUGCGGUGACCCACACCAGGACAAAAAGGAUGACAAACUGCAGUGGGUAGAUUAUGCAAUGUUAAGUUGCUACGCUGGAUGUACCAUCACUCGUGAAUGUGCUCGUCUAGCAUUCAAAGCUACUGGUCGUGCAAUGCAAACGACAGAUUUGAACAACCGAGUAGGUGAAGUGUUUAACAAAAUAUUUCCGUAA